AUGGCAUGUCUAACUUCUCCAGCAGAACUGCGCAAUAAGGUCUACGACCUGGUAGCCACCGCCCCCGUGGCUUCCAUCAACCACCGUACAGGCCGCACCGAUGGAAGUUAUGCCGCACUCACCCGGGUCUGCCGCCAGAUACGAUGCGAAUUUCUACCUAUCCAACGGCGGGAAGCCAAAGUCUGCCUCCCACUCGAACAACUUGGUGAAUGGAUCAGGACCGCAACCUCUCACCCCGAUAAGGCACCUAAAUUGAUGCGCCUUGUUCCGGAUUUUGGAAAGUUUUAUUAUAGUGAGAUCCACCAUGUAUACGAUGUUCUUCCACUCCUUCGCCUCAACCACCGCCUCAACUCGUCCACUGUGUUUGAGAUCGCUGGGGCUGCUCAGGGCGACGAGUGGAAGACCCCCCAGAAGCUCUCCCAGACCGACCCGACGCAUUGGGAGUCCUUGGGCAUCGAGAUGCGGUGGAGUAUCUAUCGCCGUGAACGAUCUCGCCGCUGGUUCGCAACGGCGGUGACGGCCAUGGAAAAGCUCCUGCACCAUUCCGACCCCGCCUGGGUCGCUUUGGUGAAGUCUCGAUAUGUCACGAGAGCGGACUUCAACAUGGACAUUGGGCUCCUCACGGUCACGAUGAGUGAUGAGAUUCUGCAUGAGGACGAUCACCCUGAUUGGAGGAGUACCUUGGAUCCGACUGCUGGUGGUAUGGAGGAUAUGUUAAGUUGCAUACACGUCUAUUUCCUCCGUGCCAAUGGUGAGCGGUCGUUGGAGGCAAUCUGGCGCACCAGUUCGGUCGGUGGUAGCCCCUGGAGUGUUGUCUGGUCUUAA
Molecule: messenger RNA, 825 nt
Organism: Paraphaeosphaeria sporulosa
Lineage: Eukaryota; Fungi; Ascomycota; Dothideomycetes; Pleosporales; Didymosphaeriaceae
Exons: 2
Coding region: 1-825 (274 amino acids)
Source: RefSeq, a predicted model, not a curated record